AUGGUAGAAGAUCUCGAAGAACUUUCAUUCGAAGAUUGUCAACAUUGUUUUGAUUUUGCUCAUGUAUGUCAGGUUGGACGAAAUUGUCAAAAUAAAGAUGUAUUUCAUUGGGAAAAAACAAUUCAUAUAAUUCGUCCUAAUUGUCCAGAUGGUAUUCAAUGCAAAAAACUUAUUCACGAAGAUCAUUUGAAUUCAUAUACACAUUCAAAUAUUCGUGAUAUUCGACUCUUAUGUAUUGAUGGAAAUAUAAAAGUAAAAUCGUUAUAA
Messenger RNA from Didymodactylos carnosus, 267 nucleotides. The record is from the annotation of a GenBank genome assembly. Lineage: Eukaryota; Metazoa; Rotifera; Eurotatoria; Philodinida; Philodinidae.